Messenger RNA from Eremothecium cymbalariae DBVPG#7215, 2076 nucleotides. It is a transcript of the gene DPH6, whose product is annotated as diphthine--ammonia ligase. The record is from RefSeq and is a predicted model, not a curated record. The transcript has a single exon. Gene Ontology annotation, biological process: protein histidyl modification to diphthamide. Gene Ontology annotation, molecular function: diphthine-ammonia ligase activity. Lineage: Eukaryota; Fungi; Ascomycota; Saccharomycetes; Saccharomycetales; Saccharomycetaceae. The coding region runs from base 1 to 2076 and encodes 691 amino acids.
AUGAAGUUUGUUGCCUUAUUUUCAGGUGGGAAGGAUUCCUGCUAUAAUAUUUUGCAUUGUAUAAAAAAUGGUCAUCAACUAGUUGCAUUGGCCAAUCUACAUCCAAAAGAUGAAAAUCAACAGGAGUUAGAUAGUUUUAUGUUUCAGACAGUUGGACAUGAUAUUGUUUCAUACUAUGGUGACUGUAUUGGGUUGCCUCUGUUUAGACAAGCUAUCAAUGCGAAUAGUUCUCGGAAUGUUGCAUUGAAUUAUUCACAAACUGACGGUGAUGAGGUGGAGGAUUUGUAUGUUCUUUUGCAGCGUGUUAAAGAUGAGAUUCCUGAAGUUGAGGCAGUUAGUGUGGGUGCUAUUUUGUCUUCAUACCAGCGUACUAGAGUUGAAGAUGUCUGUUUUAGGUCAGGGUUAGUUGUCCUCAGUUUUCUAUGGCAACGGAAUGAACUUGAGUUAAUGACUGAAAUGUGUUCAAUGUCAAUUCAGGGUGGUGAUGAAGCAGAAAGUAGUGAUGGGUUGCCUAAAAUGGAUGCCAGACUGAUUAAAGUUGCUGCUAUAGGUUUGGACCAGAAGCAUCUAGGGAAAUCUUUACCUGAAGUUUUCCCUACUUUACUGGAUUUAAAUUCCAAAUAUGAAGUCCACAUCUGCGGUGAAGGUGGUGAGUUUGAAUCCAUGGUGUUAGACGCACCAUUUUUUGAACGCGGUAAAUUAGAAAUGAUAUCUUUAGAAUAUAUGCCUCAUCAAAAUGAUGGUGUGUACAAUGCGAAGUUAACCGUUAAGUUUGUUCCUCGUAAUUUAAAGACGCCUGUAAUUGACCAAUUACAGGAGUUGCCUGUACCCUCUCUUGAAAAUGAAUGGGUCGAGAUAUACAAGACCAUGAUGAAUGGGGAUCUAGAGGAGGUUCAAGAACCUUGUUUAGAUUAUUCGGAGCAUCACGUUGUUUCAGGAGAAAAUAUUGUCAAUAACAUGUUGUAUAUUAAUAAUUUGAGACCAAGAGUUGAGGGUAGCUUGAUAGAUCAGGCGUCUGAUGUAUUCAACCAACUGGACGAAAUUUUAAAAAGGCGUGGAGUUUUUAGGUCUCAGAUAUUAUCAUCUUCACUACUACUUUCUGACAUGAGAAAUUUCUCUGAAAUCAAUGGGAUAUACAGUUCAUUCUUUGAUAUCUCUAAAGUGGGGCCACUACCACCAUCUAGAGCUUGUAUUGAAUCAAGUUUACUUCCAAGUAAUAUAUGCUUACAGCUAUCUGUGAUACUAGAUACCCAAACUUCAGUUGUACAGAGGGGUAAGGUUUCGGCUAACGAUGAUAAGGACGGUUUACAUGUGCAAAGCAGGUCCUAUUGGUGUCCCUGUAACAUUGGCCCAUAUUCUCAGGUAACAUGGGCCAAGAAUGACAAAAAUAAGGUAGUUUAUACAAGUGGACAAAUUGCUUUAUUACCAAGCUCAAUGGAUCUAUGUGUUACGCUGCUUAACGAACCUAAAAAUGAUUUAAAUGUUGGUAUUUCUCAAGCCGUUCUCUCACUACGCCAUUUUCACACCUUAAAAAAUACUGUAGGCGCUCAGAAUCAAUUAUCCAUGAUUUGUUACAUUUCAGAUGCGUAUAUGGCUCCUAUAGUGUCUGAAGCAUGGACACUCUAUUGUUCUGAUAUGUCCAUUGAUAGCCAAAAUACGUUAAUAACAGUACUCGUCUCCCACCUACCUAAGGACGCUCUUUGUGAAUGGGGAGGGAUCGCUUAUAAUGAGAAAUAUGUCGUUGAUGAAGACACAGACUUUGAUGGCUCGUUUAAAAGUCGAACUCGUGACAUUGAAUCGCUGGUUUCCCAGUCCGUUGUUGGAUCAAAUAACUAUAAUAGUAUUUUUAUUGAAAAUAACGAGCUUAUAAGAAAAUUUACCACCUUAUUCAUUGAUAAUGACGAGGAUGUAGUUAAUAUCAUUAAGAAACUUACAAAUUGUCAAAUAGCGUUAUACUACAGUCCAAUUAGAAGCGUAACACUACCUAUGGAAUCGCAUGUAGAAUAUGUCCCCGUAAAUGGAGUAUAUGAUGAGUCUGGAGAUCUGAAAAAGUAUGCUCUAAGUAUUAAACAUUAA